UAGUACCAGCACUCCUUCAAAUAAACAUAAACAUAUACAUACAUAAAUAUAUCAAUGCCUAGUUUCUGCUGUUAGGAUAUCCCCUCAACCCCCACCACAGAUAUGAACCACCACCAUGUUCUUCUAUUUAUCAUAAUUUGUUGCAUACCACAUGCAACUAAUGGUAUCCAGUUCAAUUACCCAGCAGUUUUCAACUUUGGUGACUCAAAUUCUGAUACCGGCGAUCUAGUCGCCGGUAUUGGUGACCAUCUAGACCCCCCAAAUGGUCAGACUUAUUUCAAAGGACCUUCUGGGAGGUUUUGUGAUGGCCGCCUUAUAGUUGACUUCCUAAUGGAUGCAAUGGACUUGCCUUUCUUAAACGCAUACUUGGAGGCUCUUGGGGUUCCAAAUUUCCGCAAAGGAUGCAAUUUUGCUGCAGCUGGAUCCACUAUAUUACCACCAACUCUAAAUGCGGUCAGCCCGUUCUCAUUUGGAAUUCAAGUGGCUCAGUUUUUGCGCUUCAAAUCUCGGGUUCUGCAGUUGCAAGCCAAGUCAAGAAGGUUCAACAAGUACUUACCAGAUGAAGAUUACUUUAGCCAGGGGCUAUACAUGUUUGAUAUUGGCCAAAACGAUAUUGCUGGUGCAUUUUACUCAAAAUCCUUCGACCAAAUUGUGGCUUCGAUUCCAUCUGUUUUAGCUGAAUUUGAAACUGGUAUCAAGAAGCUAUACGAUCAAGGAGGACGAAACUUUUGGAUCCAUAACACCGGGCCAGUCGGAUGCCUAGCCCAAAACAUCGCAAAGUUUGGGACAGAUCCUUCGAAACUGGAUGCCCAAGGUUGUGUUUCUGCCCACAACCAAGCGGCCAAUAUUUUCAAUAUACAACUACAUGCUCUUGUCACAAAAUUGCAAGCUCAGUUUUCAGAUGCCAAUCUGACUCAUGUUGACAUCUUCACGAUAAAAUCGAAUCUCAUUGCAAAUUACUCAAGAUACGGUUUUGAACAACCAACGCAGGCUUGUUGCGGCUACGGAGGUCCACCUCUAAAUUACAACAGUCAGGUACCUUGCGGUCAAACAAAAACCAUAAAUGGUAGCUCCAUCACAACCACCGUAUGCAAUGAUACAACUGAAUAUGUGAAUUGGGAUGGAAUACACUACACGGAGGCUGCAAAUCAGCACAUUGCUUCACAGAUACUUACGGGAAAGUUUUCAGAUCCACCAUUUGCUGACAAAAUGCCAUUUCUUUUGAACCUUAAGUUUUAACAAGUCUAAAUUUAGCAGUCUAUUCAAUUCAUUUGGAUUCCUACUAAACACUGCCCAUGCACUACAUAAGAUAUUGUCUAUCACUUCAAAAUUAUUUAAAA
This is a messenger RNA of Erigeron canadensis, 1340 nucleotides long. RefSeq names its product GDSL esterase/lipase At1g54790. The transcript has 5 exons. The record is from RefSeq and is a predicted model, not a curated record. Bases 103 to 1239 code for a protein of 378 amino acids. Gene Ontology annotation, molecular function: hydrolase activity, acting on ester bonds. Lineage: Eukaryota; Viridiplantae; Streptophyta; Magnoliopsida; Asterales; Asteraceae.